CUUCCCUGCGCGCUGCAAUCGAGCGCCUGCUCUGUGCGAGGCGCGCAGCAUCGAGCACCAUCGAUCUUAUCUAUGGUUGCUUCCGGGCUCUGUUCCUUGGGCAACUACCUCGAGCUUAAGUAUAGAUGAGCCGCCAGGUUGGGAGGCCUGCUGUGGGAGGUUGCUGAGGUGUGUCACAUCACGUGGCGGGAAGGCAGAAAGCCACGAGGUAUUGCGACAUGAUGACAUCCAUACUUUGCACAGUUGCCCAAUUCGGCAAAUAAGGCACGCAGCAUUAUCCAGUGCAUGCAGAGCUCGGGCUAUCAAGCUGGCCCCAAGUGUUGAUUGACACAGUAGCGCGGAGAGGACUCUCUCGCCGAAAGAUACCUGCAGUUGUCGUCCAGCUGGACAGGAGAGAGCACAUUGCAACAUGGGCUGUUUUGUUCGUGUUUCCUUGGUCGAGCUGUCCGGGCAGCUACCAACACCAGGCACUAUCCCGACCCGUUCGAUUCAGUUAGAGCCCCAAGUCGCUAUCGUUGCCCGUACCGGCACCUCGGUCAGAACCCCACACACCCUUUGGCGACCGCAUCCAUCUCGCUAAGGACCUGCACGUGUGUCUGUAUCAGACCUGCGCCAAAAGGGGCGUCCUGCACGCUUGCACGACAAGCCAUCCGUCUGUUGUCCACCCAGAAAGGCUCCGAUUUCCACCUCCAAACGAACGGCCGUGAUUACAACGCGGAGCCAAUCGGGCGUUGCUGGGGGCUGUUGACCGUAGCGCGGGUCUAAGCGCAUGACGCGCCGCCGCCGCACUUGCUCGCUCGUCUGCACCUGGCCACCCCUCCGUCCGGCUGUUUGAUGCGCCACACCCAGCUGUAUGACCUGAUCUGUCGUUGAGCCCGUCCGUGAUUGGCCCGUGGGAGGCAGUCGUCGUCCUUGCCAGCCGGUUGCAUCAUCCAUCCCAACAGCGGGCCCUCCCUAACUAGCAUCUCGCCGACGCGUUUGCGCACGUCACACAUUAGCCCAGCUUUGCUUUCCCUCCCCUAACACUGCACCGCGCGCCUGGACGCAGCCAAUCCCGCCCCAACGUCCGCAAGCUUUCAUCAACACUGCCCGGGCUCGUCUCAACCGAACCUCGCCAGAUCCCAUCCUGUGGCCCUCCUACCUCGCGCUCCCCGCUCUAGCGUCCCACCACCCUGCCUCGCCAUCCCGGGGCCGGGCCGACUGCGGUGCCCGACCGACUGUGGCCCCUGGGUUGUCGCAGCCGCCCAUCUCGUAGUCUCGAGCUGAUGGCGCUCCAUGAGGCCCCCAGGGCCCUCAGGGCUCCUGGCAGGGCGGCAUGGGACCGCAGCGUGCCGCCGCUGCUGAGGCCUAUGCUGCGCGCCUGGGCUCUGGGCUACGGCUCUUCGGUGGCGCCCCGCGUCUUGACGCUGGUCAUCCAGACUUUUGCAAGGGGGCGAAAUCUCAAGAACACGGCGCAACAGCCCCGGCCUCCCUUUCUCCGGGCCCUUAUCCAUAUCCUAUGUGGUGGUCUAGACCCGCAGAGGUUUCCCACCUUCUGCGCACUCCUAGUUGGCGGCACUACGCUACUCCAGGUGCCUCUAAGUCGCCUGGUCGACAAGUUACUGCGGGCCUUAUCAAAACCGGCCAGGACGAGGAUCUCGCGAUGGCUUGCAACCUUUGUGGCAGGUUGGUGCAGUCUGAGAGUUCUCCAAUCCAAGCAUAGCCCAGCCUUCACCGACGUGGCCGCCCCGUCGGCGGAAGCCGGGUCGGCCGUGACGGUGCGCUGGGCUGGGCGCACACUGGAUUUGACUCUCUUUGCCGCCACUAGAGCGGUUGAUGUUAUCGUGGGUGAGGUUUGGUCACAACGAAGAGGCCGGCGAAUCGCCGCUGGGAAGUGGACAGCGGCCGAUCGCCUCGUGGAAAGGACUACGGACCCGGCCAUCUUCGCGACAGCGUGUGCUGCGAUCAUGUGGGCCUGGAUCUAUCUUCCAGAUCGUCUUCCCCCGGGAUAUAACAAAUGGAUAGGAGCCGCGGCUGCCGUCGAUGUGCGGCUUCUCGAGGCGCUCAGGCGAUGCAGGAGCGGCGAGCUGCUCUACGGCCAAGACAACGGGCAGGCAUCUCUGCUGCAGGCCAUGUGCGCUGACUAUAAAUGGCCGCUCCAUUGGGGUGACCCGAGCCAGUCAGUGCCGUUUCCGUGCGAGAUGGUACACAUGGGCGCGGGGGCUUCGUGCGAGCAGCAUGCGCUCAGCCGCUUCUACCGCUCCUGGCGCUGGUCCAUGGCGACCUACAUGCCCCUGAACCUGCUCAUCGUCGCCCGCAACCCGAACCUCCGGUCGCUGGCCCGGGCCGCCGUCUCGGCGUCGCGGUCCUCGGCGUUCCUGGGCACCUUCAUCACGCUCUUCUACUACGGCGUCUGCCUCGCCCGCACGAGGCUCGGCCCGUCUCUCCUGGUCCGUGGCGACCGGGACCUGGCGGCGCGGCAGCGCAUCGACGGCGGGCUCUGCGUCGGGGUCGGGUGCGCGCUGUGCGGCUGGAGCAUCCUGAUCGAGCACGCAGGCCGCAGGAAGGACAUGGCGCUGUUCGUGGCGCCGCGGGCCCUGGCCACCUUUUUCCCCAGGCGCUACUCGCUCGACAAGCAGUGGAGGGAGACGCUGUUGUUUGCGGCCAGCACUGCUGUCGUCUUCACCUGCGCGCUUGAGAACCAGCCGCGGGUGCGGGGAGUCCUAGGAAACGUCAUCGGCUCGGUGCUGAAGGCGUGAUUUCCAAAAGAAAUUGCCGCCACCUUGUGUGUAAUAUAUAUAGAUAAAAGGGCUUCGUGUUGCUCUCCAAGCAAAAAGGCUCCCUGUAGAUCUGCCGCGAUCAUAUUAAAAGGCUUUGGUAGAAUGUUGAUGUUUGAGGAGUAAGAAACUCAUCAUUUGCAUCUCACCCAAAUCCCAAAUCUUUCUCCCCCGCGUUUGAGCACGCACCUCUUCGCGGGGUGUCCAAUAAAAUGACGGUAAUUGGCGAGGCGCGGCAGAGUUUUUCGCUGCAACCCCAUGCCUCCAUCUAGCC
Messenger RNA from Gaeumannomyces tritici R3-111a-1, 3030 nucleotides. Its product is annotated as integral membrane protein. The record is from RefSeq and is a predicted model, not a curated record. Bases 1266 to 2738 code for a protein of 490 amino acids. The transcript has 4 exons. NCBI's taxonomy places the organism in Eukaryota, Fungi, Ascomycota, Sordariomycetes, Magnaporthales, Magnaporthaceae.